Messenger RNA from Monodelphis domestica (gray short-tailed opossum), 2095 nucleotides. It is a transcript of the gene YWHAH, whose product is annotated as tyrosine 3-monooxygenase/tryptophan 5-monooxygenase activation protein eta. The record is from RefSeq and is a predicted model, not a curated record. NCBI's taxonomy places the organism in Eukaryota, Metazoa, Chordata, Mammalia, Didelphimorphia, Didelphidae.
UUCGGGGCGGGCCUGUGGGCGUGGCUCGGCGGUGGCGGGACUGGCGGCGCGCGGUGCGCAGGCGCACGGGGGCUCCAAUCUCUCCUGCCUGUGGCCCUCCCCCCCGGAGCCUCCGCCCCCGCCCCUCCCGCCCGGCAGCAGCAGCCUCAGCCUGGGCUUCGGCAGAGGCAGCAUCGCAAGUCCUUCAGAGCAGCAGCAGCAGCGGGUGGCGGCGGCUGCCGGGCUUCCCCGUCAUCCUCUGCCUCUUCCUCGCUCCCUCCUCUGUCUUCCCUCUUCAGGCCGCAGCCCCAGCCCGGGAGCCGCCCGACCUUAAGCCCAAAUCCGAGCCGGAGCCCGAGUAGGAGCAGACGCACGUGGCCGAGCUAGCCCGGCCCGGCCCUCGAACGAAGAACCGGGCAAUAGCGGGAGGCGGCGGCGGCGGCGGCGGGAAUCUGAGCAGCCUGAGCAGGCGGCGCCAUGGGGGACCGGGAGCAGCUGCUGCAGCGCGCGCGGCUGGCCGAGCAGGCGGAGCGCUACGACGAUAUGGCCUCCGCCAUGAAGGCGGUGACUGAGCUCAAUGAGCCACUGUCCAACGAGGACCGCAAUCUCCUGUCUGUCGCCUACAAGAACGUGGUCGGGGCUAGGCGGUCCUCCUGGCGAGUCAUCAGCAGCAUCGAGCAGAAGACCAUGGCGGACGGGAAUGAGAAGAAGCUGGAGAAGGUGAAGGCCUACCGGGAGAAGAUCGAGAAGGAGCUGGAGACCGUCUGCAACGACGUGCUGGCGCUGCUCGACAAGUUCCUCAUUAAGAACUGCAACGACUUCCAGUACGAGAGCAAAGUGUUCUACCUGAAGAUGAAGGGCGACUACUACCGCUACCUGGCCGAGGUGGCCGCCGGCGAGAAGAAGAGCAGCGUGGUGGAGUCCUCCGAGGCCGCCUACAAGGAGGCCUUCGAGAUCAGCAAGGAGCACAUGCAGCCCACCCACCCCAUCCGGCUGGGGCUGGCGCUCAACUUCUCCGUCUUCUACUACGAGAUCCAGAACGCUCCCGAGCAGGCCUGUCUCCUGGCCAAGCAAGCCUUCGACGACGCCAUCGCCGAGCUGGACACGCUGAACGAGGAUUCCUAUAAAGACUCCACUCUGAUCAUGCAGCUGCUGCGAGACAACCUCACUCUCUGGACGAGCGACCAACAGGACGAGGAAGCAGGCGGAGAAGGCAACAACUGAGAGAGAGCAGCCCUCGGGAUUCCACGGCCCUCCGUCCCCCCGCCCCGUCCCCAGCCCCGAGCCGUCCCCGUCAUCGUCCUCAUCGACACGUCCCCCGCCACGGUCCCUUGAUAUCUAGUGCUAAACAUAUCUGUAUUGUGCGCACAGCGACUCCAAGCUGCCCUCCCACGGAUCAGGAAGCGGCCUCAGACACCACGUCUCCAUGGGCAUUGCUGGAUGGAUGGAAGCUCCCUUCAUGAAUUGUGCAGGCAGGAGAGGAGGUGCCCGAAAGGGUGCAGUGAAAGGAAGGAAGGAAGGAAGGAAGGAAGGAAGAAGGGAAGGAAGGGAGGGAGGGAGGGAGGAAGGAAAGAGAUUGGAAGAGAAUUAGUCCUCAGUGAUCUUUGCAAUUUUACCCAUUUCUGAUGAGCUAAUAGUGUUUUGUUGAGCAGUCCGUCAUCUGCAUGCAGAAUACGUUGUUGACCCCUCCCGCCACUGUCUCUCCGCGAACGGGAAACAGGGACAGGAAGCUGAGGCUCCAAGAGAUGCCCCGAUCCUCGCCAUCAGCUUACAAUGAACUGUCUCAAAUGUGAGGUUUCAGUAAUGCCUUGUUUUUGCCUCUUUAAAUUAUGUGCACAAACCUUGUUUUCAAUGCAAUGCCUCUCAAAGUUUGGAUACUUGUAACUUUUUGUUUUUGGUUGCGAUUGUUCAAGAAUCAUGGAUUUAUUAUUAUUAUUAUUAUUAUUAUAUUUUUUUUGGUAACUCUUUGGCCAUUGUCCUUGUGUAUUCUGACAGCGAGUGCCAUGUGUCAGCCCAUGUCAAUCAAGGUGGAUGAUUGUGAAACAUCAGACUUCUAAAAUAAGUGUUUUGGAAUUCAGUGGAUAAAAUAAAUGCUGCUUUGGGGAUAUUAUCGCUA